UACCUGUUGACAUUUUUCACGUAAUGCUUCAACUGUUGAUACAACUUCGACGCGCGUAACUGAAACUUUGCAUGCCGAGUAGCAUCGUUUUAUAGUUUGUUGAAGUCUGCAUUUAAUAUGGCUCAAAAUACUGAAAAUGAAAAUAUCGUUAUGGGUCAGAAAAUACCGGAGAAAAGAACUGAUUAUAUAAAAUACCCAGAUGAGUUUGAGGUACUAGAACUUCAGCUUGGCCAAGCUAUCAAAAGAAUGUGGGUUAUACAAACUCGACUUGAUAGGCGUGUUUUUACUUCCAAAAAGUUUAUGUAUGAAGCUGAAUUGAACAAACUGACACAAGAAGUGGACAGAUGCACACAAAGAUUAAAACUGCUCAAGCUAAAAGAUGAAGAAAAGACUCGAAAGAUAAUGAAAGUGCUUAUCGUAUUGCUGUUGAUUUCAUUGUUUAGAUUUGUUCUUGUAUACUUUUGAUCCCUGAGCUUAUUUUGAUGGGCC
This is a messenger RNA of Argiope bruennichi, 489 nucleotides long. RefSeq lists its product as uncharacterized. The record is from RefSeq and is a predicted model, not a curated record. The transcript has 4 exons. Lineage: Eukaryota; Metazoa; Arthropoda; Arachnida; Araneae; Araneidae. Bases 118 to 465 code for a protein of 115 amino acids.